AUGACAUGUCCUUCCUUUCCGGCUGUCCCCGAUCCGAUCCUUCCGGUUCCCUCUCGCUUCCGCUUCUUCCUUCCCUCCCCCCUCCUCCCCCCCCUCGUCGUCGUCCCCACCGUCUUCGCCGUCCUCGCCGUCCUCGCCGUCCCUGCCCUCCCCAGUCUCCUCGUCAACGGUCAUCGCAUGCCGCCCGGACCCCUCCACCGCUUUUCGCGCCUACCCUCGCAAUGGAGCGCCCGCCUCAGCCCCAACAUGGCCUCUAGGCUCCCAACCUCCAUCCUCCCGCCUGUCUCUCCCUUCCCCCGUCCCUCGCCAUCACCUCCACCUGUCUCUCGCACCCACGUCCUCCUCGCGCGUGGCUCACCACUGUGUAUCCCCUCCUUCAAUGCCCGGGCAACCAUUUUCACCUGA
Molecule: messenger RNA, 405 nt
Organism: Coniophora puteana RWD-64-598 SS2
Lineage: Eukaryota; Fungi; Basidiomycota; Agaricomycetes; Boletales; Coniophoraceae
Exons: 1
Coding region: 1-405 (134 amino acids)
Source: RefSeq, a predicted model, not a curated record